UCCGUACGGAGUUUAUAAACACGGAUGUGAGCGGUGUGUGUUCCAGCUGAGGGCAGAGUCCAAAUCAGCUUGUCACACAUUAAACUAUUAUUAAACUCUGCCGUUUUUCCGUCGUGAUGCACCGACUGAAGAUCAUCUCGGGCCACUUGGCUCCGUCCGGAGCCUCGCAGCGCAGACGGGAGCUGUGCCGGGCGGAGUGCGGGGCGGCGGGCAGCAGCAGCCCGGAGGACGUGGUGGUGGUCCACGGGAGGAGGACCGCCAUCGGGAAGGCGAAGAGAGGAUCGUUUAAGGACACGACUCCUGACGAGCUGCUGAGCGCCGUGAUGACGGCUGUGCUCACAGAUGUUGGACUGUCAGCCGACAAGCUGGGAGACAUCUGCGUCGGUAACGUGCUGCAGCCUGGCGCCGGCGCUCUGAUGGCCCGAGUGGCUCACUUCCUCAGCGGGUUCCCAGAGACAGUGCCCAGCUUCACCGUCAACAGGCAGUGCUCCUCGGGGCUGCAGGCUCUGUUCAACAUAGCAGGAGCCAUCAGGAGCAGAUCCAUCGACCUCGGCCUCGCAUGCGGCGUGGAGAGCAUGUCUCUGCGUAGCGUCGGUAAUCCAGGAGAUUUGAGCUCCCGGCUGGUGGACGUGGAGAAGGCCAGAGACUGCAUCAUCCCGAUGGGCAUCACGUCAGAGAACGUGGCGGAGAGAUUCGGCGUCUCCAGAGAGAAACAGGACGCCUUCGCUCUCAGCUCCCAGCAGAAAGCGGCGCAGGCUCAGAGGAGCGGUGUGUUCCAGCAGGAGAUCGUUCCCGUCACCGUCCGCUUGGUGGACGACAAGGGCAAGGAGCGCCAGGUGACGGUCGCCGAGGACGACGGGAUCCGGGCGGGGACGACUCUGGCCGGACUCGCUAAACUGCGUCCGGCCUUCAAACCGGACGGCAGCACCACAGCAGGUAACUCCAGCCAGGUGAGCGACGGGGCGGCGGCCGUGCUGAUUGGUCGGCGGGCUGCCGUGGAGGCUCUGGGGCUGCCGGUCCUGGGGGUCCUGAGGGCCAGCGCCGUGGUCGGGGUCCCGCCGGACAUCAUGGGGGUCGGACCGGCCGCCGCCAUCCCUGCAGCGCUGCAGCAGGCCGGACUGACUGUUGGAGACAUCGACGUGUUUGAGAUCAACGAGGCGUUCGCCAGUCAGGCGGUGUUCUGUGUGGAGAAGUUGGGGAUCCCUGUGGAGAAGGUGAACCCUAACGGCGGCGCCAUCGCUCUGGGUCACCCUCUGGGCUGCACCGGCGCCCGCCAGGUGGUGACGCUGCUCAACGAGCUGCGGCGCCGAGGCAGGAGGGCGUACGGCGUCGUGUCCAUGUGCAUCGGCACCGGGAUGGGAGCGGCUGCCGUCUUCGAAUACCCCGGGCCGUAGGAGCCACGUCGACUAUCUCUGAGAUUAAAAACCUCUCAGAAGGAACAGGUAGCGGCCCGACGCAGGUGUGACUACAAACUCUACAGUAAACAGCAUGACAACUGGAGACACUCUGCCUUUUCAAGAUACUGAAAAAAAAUUUGCUUUAAAUUGAAUUCUAUGUAAAAAGCAUAAAACAAACAUAAAAUACUCUUCAUAUUACUGAAUGUAAAAUUAAGGUCGAUUUAGGCGAAAAAAAUUAAAAAUUUAGGGGGAAAAAACUAAUUUUUUUAAAGAAGCUCACAUUGACAAGCAGGAAAAAAAUCACAAAUUUAGAGAUUUUUUUAAACAAAUUUAUAAUUUUUUCUUGUAAAUUUGAAACUUUCUUUUUUUAAAUUAGAGAUUUUUUUUCUCUUAAAAUUUUUACCUUUUUACCUGAUCUUUGAACGGUGGACAUGAAGUGUGACGGAGACAUAUCAAUCAGUCAAUCUUUAAAUUAAUCUAAAUCACUAAACUACUGUAACUCUGAAUAAGUGCCUUCUGUCUCAUGUUUUUUGUCACAAAUAUAGGAGGAAAAAGGUGAACAUUUAGGAGAGAAAAAAUCACCAAUUUAGAGAAAACAUUCCAAAUUUAAAACCUUUUUCUUGUAAAUUUGAGAUUUUUUUCUCUCAAAUUUUUUACUUUUUUGUCACAAAUUUACGGGAAAAACUCACAAAUUUAGGAGAAAAAAGUAAAAUAUUUACAAGAAAAAAAAAAAUUCACACAUUCACGGGAAGAAAACAAAAAAUUUUGCAGAUAAAAACAGAUUUAUCGGCUUAAGUUCUUUAAUUUAAACCAGUAAAUAUGGCAGAGAGUAACAGCAAAGGUUUUUCUUGUAAGUGUGGCUCUGAUUGACAAACAUUUGAUAUUGAACUGCAUAAACAAUAUUUCAUGUGUGUAAAGAUGAGUUUGAUUUAAGUGUUUCAGGAAUAUUAGACGUGAUUAUUUCCUGUCUAAUUUUAGGACUAAUCCAAAACAUUUUCC
Centropristis striata (black sea bass) is the source of this 2396-nucleotide messenger RNA. It is a transcript of the gene acaa1, whose product is annotated as acetyl-CoA acyltransferase 1. Gene Ontology annotation, molecular function: acetyl-CoA C-acyltransferase activity. Lineage: Eukaryota; Metazoa; Chordata; Actinopteri; Perciformes; Serranidae. Gene Ontology annotation, biological process: phenylacetate catabolic process; fatty acid beta-oxidation. The transcript is spliced from 12 exons. Gene Ontology annotation, cellular component: peroxisome. The record is from RefSeq and is a predicted model, not a curated record. Bases 117 to 1394 code for a protein of 425 amino acids.